Pseudocercospora fijiensis CIRAD86 is the source of this 945-nucleotide messenger RNA. RefSeq lists its product as uncharacterized. Bases 1 to 945 code for a protein of 314 amino acids. NCBI's taxonomy places the organism in Eukaryota, Fungi, Ascomycota, Dothideomycetes, Mycosphaerellales, Mycosphaerellaceae. The transcript is spliced from 6 exons. The record is from RefSeq and is a predicted model, not a curated record.
AUGUGCUCCCCAAAGCCGGUUGCUGAUGUCACUGGCGGCGAAGGGAUGGAAAGAUUCGCUUUCGAUCAGUCGCCCGUCGCUGGAUUCGUGCACCGAAACUUACUUGAGACAGAAGCACUCUAUCACGUCGGCUUCAGUCACAAGAACGACUACCCUGGUCUCCAAGAAUGCUUUCCCGGUAUCACCCUCGCCAGUACUAGAAAGAAGCCAAGUCGUCCUCGUCGCACAGGCCAUUUCCGGAAUCGCAGCCAACUGUUAGCCGUGCGGUGCAAUGGUACCAUCGCGACCUAUGUCAAAGAUUCCGUACUGAACACCCAAGAGAAAGAGGAAAGCGAAAGAGGCUUGACCGCUCACCCGGCGAUCGGCUCCUCUCGGAGAAAGAAGAUAGUUGGGGAAACGCGCCUGCUGCGAAGCCCGGCUCAGUCGAUCGCAACCUGCCGGUCACUGAGGACUUUGCCAAGAUGGUUACUGGUCUUCGAAAUUGCCAUGUACUUCUGGCACAUGCUCAAGCUGCCGAAGAACAAGCAGGAGGGCAACAACGCGCUGCAAAUUCAUGGUCUCAGCCAUCAGCUCAACCGUCGGAGCCCUGCCAUUCAGGAUGCGGAGCCGCUGGCGAAGGGAAUUGGGAAGAAUCGCCUGCGCAUCAGUCAUCUCACUGACGAAGACCUGAAGCAGAUGUUCUCACCAGGACUGAAGCGAGCUGAGUGGAUUCUCAACCCACUGAGCGAGUGCGCGGUCUCUGUCCAGAUGCCGCACCUCUCUCAUAGCGACCUCGAGGCGACGACGGAGCGCAUGGCGAUCGACCUUGGCUAUGCUCGUGUCAUCGAUGGCAACAAGAUCAAUUAUUCUUACAGUAGCUACAUCUUUCUUGUCCUCGCCAUGGAGGAACUUCCUGGCGUCGGUCGCACUGUUGAUGUCUCUCGGAAGUGCUACUGCCCGCAGUAG